Macrosiphum euphorbiae (potato aphid) is the source of this 549-nucleotide messenger RNA. Lineage: Eukaryota; Metazoa; Arthropoda; Insecta; Hemiptera; Aphididae. The record is from the annotation of a GenBank genome assembly.
AUGGCUGGAUGUAUAUCUGGAGUACAAAAGAGAAUUAAGGAUAUGUGUCCUAGAGCCCAUUUUUUUCAUUGCGCUAGUCAUCGCCUUAAUUUAGUUAUCAAUGAUUUAAAUGUCUUGCCUGAAGUUAGAAAUUGUAUUACCAAAAUAAAGGACACUAUAACAUUUUUUAAAGAAAGUGCAGUUCGCAUGAAUGUAAUAAAUUCUAGUAAUUGUAAAUUAACCAAACUGUGUGAAACUAGAUUUGUUGAGAAGCAUAAGAGUGUAAGACAAUUUAAUGAAAAGUUUAUUGUUAUUGUAGAAGGGUUAGAAGAAAUGUCAACAUUAAAACAUUUUAACAGUAAAACUAAGCAACGAAGCCUUGAAAUUCUAAAUGCAAUUACUACUCCAAAUAUUGUUAUUUUAUUAUCAAUUAUAGCAAAGUAUUCUGCCAAAUUUGAAUUUAUAUCUACUAUUCUUCAGGGUGUGAAUAUUGAUUUACAAGAAGCCACAAAACGCAUUCAAGAGCUUUUACAGAUUGUAAAAAAUGACGUGAGUGUCAAUUUAACUUAA